Molecule: messenger RNA, 1134 nt
Organism: Aegilops tauschii subsp. strangulata
Lineage: Eukaryota; Viridiplantae; Streptophyta; Magnoliopsida; Poales; Poaceae
Product: 3'-5' exonuclease
Biological process (GO): nucleobase-containing compound metabolic process
Cellular component (GO): nucleus; cytoplasm
Molecular function (GO): nucleic acid binding; 3'-5' exonuclease activity
Source: RefSeq, a predicted model, not a curated record
AUGUGUCAAAGAAAAAACCUUUUUGAUUUCUCAAAUUUUUACUUCAAUCAUUUUUUUUGCCGUAUAGUAGGCCAGCUAUACCAGAGAUGCCCACCCGACGCCCUAUCCUCGCGGUGUACUCCCUUCCCUAUCGUGAACCCAGUUUACCCUUGUCGAAAAAAAGGAGAACACUUUACCCUUGUCGUUUGCGCACCGGAGAUUGGAAGUAGCAGCAGCCGGACGAGGCGAUCCAGUAUGGGGGACACGUAUGUCGCCGACGUUGCCUUCGGGGAGGAGGUGAUCACCACCACCGUGACGUCCUCCGGCGCGGCCGUGGAGGACUGGGUCGAGGAGGUGUACUCCAUGUACGCCGGCUGCCCCAACCAAAUCCUCGUCGGGCUCGACGUCGAGUGGCGUCCCAGCUACAGCCGCGUGCAGAACCCCGCCGCGCUCCUGCAGCUCUGCAUUGACCAGCGCUGCCUCAUCUUCCAGCUCCUCCACGCCGACUACAUCCCUGACGCCCUGUCGGUCUUCCUCAUGGACAACCAGUUCGGGUUCGUCGGCGUCGGCGUGGCCGCGGACGCCAAUCGCCUGGCCCAGGACUACGACCUGCAGGUGCGCAAUCUGGAGGACCUGCGCGGCGUCGCGGCCGAGGAGAUGGGCAUCCCGGAGCUCCGCCAGGCCGGGCUGAAAGACCUGGCGCCCCAAGUCUUGGGGGUUACCAUGCAGAAACCACGGCGGAUAACGAUGGGCCCGUGGGACGCCUGCUGCCUCUCCGACGAGCAGAUCCACUACGCCUGCACCGACGCCUACGUCUCCUCGCAGAUCGGAUUGGAGCUGUUCACCGGAAACUACUAGCGAUCGAUCGAGGUGAUGCCGUGGCGAGCCCUGCAAACUUGCAUACGAAAAACUCGGUCCCUAGUGUGUUUGGUUUAGUUUUUGCAGCAUUUUGUUCUUACUCUCCUAGUGUUGAUUGCUUAUGUCGCGUAUUAGCUUAAGCUUCAGAGCAGGGGAAUGGUUGUCAACAUGUUGUGUGGCGGUCUGCUACAGUUUUGAUAUGUGUGCAUGUGAUGCUUACCAACGGAACCGGAUGUUCCAAAAUUGUAGUGCAUAUUAUGACACACUCUAUUUGAAGUUGCUGAUUCUCUGCUGGAA